AUGGGAAAGCUCCUCUAUACGAGUCCGGUGAGGUCUGCUCAGCGUAAGUGCGCUGGAAAAUCUAUUCGUUUUGAGUCUACAUCCCAUCACAGUCAUAUUUCUCAAAUUCCAGACUUUAGCAAAUAUUCGCCAACCAAAUCAAUAAGUGAGCUAGCUCCGUAUGUGUCAUCAACUCUAUGUGCUUACCCUCUACAAUCAAAGUACGUAAAUCAACAGCAUUACUAUCAGAACAAAAACAUACUGGAAAAGCACUACCUGACCAGAAAGCCACAUCCUGUGUCGCUGUCGCAGCUGGCCCAAUAUUUCGAUGAUUCAACCACCCUGACGAAGCAAAAAAUCAUAAACAGCGGGCGGUUCGUGCAGCAAGAGCUGGUCACUAGAAUUGCACACAAAAUCCACUUACUGCAAACGCUACCCUUCAAUGUUGUAAACAAUUUUCACUUCAGCCAAGUAUAUGAGUCAUACUACAAUAUCUUUGAGCGGUUCAGACGAUACCCAACGAUCAAGACGAUUGAGGACAAUGAAAAGUUUGCGAGGUUUCUUCAAGGCAUCCUGUCUGACUUCAAUUCGCUUAAUUUACCACACCUGAUUAUGGGUGCUCUAGAGUGUCGGAUUCUCGAUUUGCACCCCCCGGAAAAAGUUGAUGAAGUGGUGUCAAGCUUGCUGCGGGCUCGUAUAUCCCGGCGCCUAAUUGUAGAAGAGCACCUGAGUAUAACUUCGAAUUUCAACAGCGGGAAGAAAAAGAACACUUUGGUUUUGGGGGAUAUUUUCCAGGAAUGCAGCGCAUACGAAUUUCUGUUAGGAGCCAAAGCUAUGUGCGAGAAAUUCAUUCAGGACAUGUACUUCCACGGUAUAGCACUUCCGGAGUUCGUUGUUGACGGUAACCUGGGUCUCAAGUUUUAUUUUCUACCGUUGCACCUGAAGUAUUUGUUGGGAGAGCUCCUACGCAACAGCUACGAAGCUACCAUGAAAGAGUACAUCCGGCUGGGCCUUGAGAAACCUGAGCCAAUAACUGUAACCAUUGUGUCUAACGAACAAUCAUUCCUUUUCAGGAUAUCGGAUCGCGCUGGCGGGAUCCCCCACGAUGAAAAAACUCUCUGGUCGUUCGGUAAAUCAAAGGAAAUGGCGCGCAAGUCUCUUAGCAAUUUUCAUAAGCUUCCGGGCUUACAAACCAUAUCAUUGUACGACUACAUGUAUGAUAAGAAGGCCGGUGGGCCAACGUCUCACCCGUACAAAUUUACUUCCCUUGAGCCCAUUAGUGCCUCUAAUUUGCCAAAGGGUCAUAAAUUUGAGAAACCAUUGCUUGGUCUUUUGGAGAGAUCUUCACGCUACAAGCUGGGAAUUGGCCUAGAUAUGUGCAGAGUCUACGCCGAGUACUGGAAUGGUGAUUUGACCGUUCACUCCAUCAAAGGGCACGGUACAGAUACUGUCUUAAAAUUGGGUAACCUAAUGUACCACACAGACAAGUUGCAAUUAGACAAAGUAUGA
This is a messenger RNA of Lachancea dasiensis, 1488 nucleotides long. NCBI's taxonomy places the organism in Eukaryota, Fungi, Ascomycota, Saccharomycetes, Saccharomycetales, Saccharomycetaceae. The record is from the annotation of a GenBank genome assembly.